Aphis gossypii (cotton aphid) is the source of this 5714-nucleotide messenger RNA. RefSeq names its product protein piccolo-like. The transcript has 2 exons. NCBI's taxonomy places the organism in Eukaryota, Metazoa, Arthropoda, Insecta, Hemiptera, Aphididae. Bases 277 to 4887 code for a protein of 1536 amino acids. The record is from RefSeq and is a predicted model, not a curated record.
ACGCGACCACCGACGCCACUGCCGCCGAACACUUCCAAAACGCGUUCUCCCGUGUCCCGCGACGGUCAUUCCGCGCGCAAUCGUCUCAAUACGCUCGCGUACUUCCGCCGUGCGAGUUGUUCGUCGUCGGUCAUCCGUCCGCAUAAGAAAAUUUCCAUUCGAAAAACAACGACGUCAUAAUAAUAUUGUCGUUUCAAAGCACGCGCCCGCGUAUAGACAUACACCCGACGACCGUCAUCGAAGACCUGCCCCGAGUGUAUUUCGUCCCAAUAAACCAUGAAAGGGUGGAGAUUGGUCGUGCUUCUCUGCACGGCCUUGUUGAGUGAACCAGUACGACCACAAAACAAAUGGAGUCGACCUGAGACUGCUGCAAAACGUGUUGAUGAUUGGAUACCUAUAACGGCAGCAUGUCCGUCGUGUCAAAAGAAUUUGGAAUCUAGUGACGAAGCAGGUGGUGUUGAUGAAGUCGGACGUCUAUUAAAUCCACCGGCCGCACCAUCCGGACGUGCAUUUAAUUUUAAUACUAAGCAAAACAAUUUCAACCGAGCUCCGGCUGGUGAACCGUACGAAAUCACUACACCGGCGGCAACGUCAGCUCAGUUCUUCAGCCAACAACAGCCACCAAAAAUACCACAACCUGUGCACUUCCCGGUACCAUUUUUUGGCCAACAGAACCCGUUCCAAGGUAGAUUUCAAGGGCUACCCAAUUUCCAGCCACAGUUCACGUUCUUACCCCAACAACAAAUUCAACCUGUACCAAAGGAAAACAAAGUGACAUUCCCUGAAUCACCAUUCAUUCAGCAACAAAACAAAGGGUCAGUUCAACUCGUGUACGUUCCUAUUGAAGCUCUACAGAGGCAAAAACCCAGGUUGCAAGCCGAUAGGCCGAUACCGCAACAGUCACAAAUUGAAACUAAGACGCAAUCGCCGUUCGAGACUGGCAAACUAAAAUUCCAAAGACCACCGCAACCGUUUGAACCACAGUUCCCAAUUCCUCAACAAUUUGAACAGCAAUCCAAUCGUUUUGCACCACCUCCACCACCACCGUCAUUUGAACAGAAUACUGGCCGUUUCCCACCACCAUCACAGUUAUUUGAACAAGGUAAACCAAGUUUCCAAAAUCAACUGAAGGAACAACGUCCAGAGUUUUUGCCUCAAAACGAACAGCCAGCCGGUCCUCAAUCAUUUCAGUUUGUCGAAGAUGCAAGAAACCCACCUUCCAACUUUUUUCAAUUUCACGAUAAUAGAUUCCAAAAGCCAUCUUUCGAAGAUAAACCAAAAGAAGUAAAACCACAAGGACAACAAACGUUUACACCCAAUAGUGACGAAUCUAGACAAGAGUCAACCCAAAAUUUCGUUUCAAACUUUGAUGGAAAUCGUCCAAGACAGGGACCACCGCCACCACCACAAAAUUUCCAAUCAAAUUUCGAAGAAACAAGACCUAGACAAGAACCACGCCCACAAGGUGCCCAACCUAAUUUCCAAGAAACAAGAUUAAAGCAAGAACUGCCACCGACCAAUUUUGUCCCCAAAUUUGAAGAACCAAAAUUAGAACCUCAACAACAGUUUGUUCCUAAUUUUCAAGAAACAACAAGGCCGAGACAAGAACAAUCAACACCACCACAAUUCAUUCCCAAAUUUGAGGAACCAAAAUUAGAACCACAACAACAAUUUGUACCUAAUUUCCAAGAAACUAGGCCGGGACAAGAAUUACCACCACCGCCACAGUUCGUUCCCAAAUUUGAAGAAGCAAAAUUACAAUCUCAACCACAAUUUAUUCCCAAUUUCCAAGAAAAUAGACCAAGACAAGAAUUACCACCACCGCCACAAUUCGUACCCAAGUUUGAAGAACCAAAAUUAGAACCUCAACAGCAAUUUGUUCCAAACUUCCAAGAAAUUCCACAGCAAGUAACAGCGCAACAAACAUUCACUCCUAAUUUCGAGUCUCUAAGGCCAAAACCAGAAGUUCAACAAAACGUUGUUCCUAAUUUCCAAGAAACGAGGCCUAAACAAGAACCACAAGCACCUUUUGUACCAAAAUUUGAAGAAGUAAAACAAAUAUCAAAACCAAAAGUUCAACUAUCGCAACCUUCGACAUUAGCACCUCAACUGUCAUUUAAUUCACCAAGUCAGACAGAAAAAGUAAUACAAACAUCGUCGACGCCAUAUCCACCACCUCAUCAACCACCACUUUCUGUUUAUAUGGAAAAACGAUUGGAUAACAAGAUAAACGAAGUACUAACUAUACUUAAGGAUGCAAAAACUAUACCAGUAUUAGAUACAAUUGGUAACCGUUCACCCAAAGUGUUCGUCGGACCAUCCGAUCUCGAUGCACCCAGAGGUUAUGUUAAAUUUGCAUUGCCUUAUUUGUCGUCUCUCGAUAUAACUAAAAUUGAUUCAAUGGUCGAUCGUUUACCAUUUUUCGUCGCUCCACUUAAUUUCAAACCUCCACCAGGUUACGCAAAAAUCCCAUUCCCACCACCACAUAUAGGAUCUGUUGUUGUGUCUUCCAAGUCACCAGUUGUUUCUUCUUCUACUGAAUUCAAUCCAUUCAAACUCACGUCCCAAUUGCCAACUGAGGUGAAUUCUUUACAACCAUCUGUAUCCAGCACCACUCAACGAGGAACCGAAAGAGCUCAACCAAGCACUGAUGUCACACCCACUACACCAAAACGAAAUCGACAAAGAAAACCAUUGCAUAGGGGUUCAUUGACUAGUUUUAGCACGACUACUCCCUUAAAUGAUAUCACCGAACGGCAAAAAGAUCAAUUUACAACACCUGCAGAAUUACAAAAGUUGCCAGAAAUUUCGACUCCAGUGAACGAUAAACAACAAUUUUUGGAGAGUACACCAACGUCCAUUCGACAGAAGUUUUCACGAAAACCGGUAGAACAACAACAGACAGUUUUUGAAACCACACAAUCACCUGUGUUUGAAAAUACACAGAAACAACAGUUUGAAAACACACAGCAACAACAGUUUGAAAGCUCACAGCAACAACAGUUUAAUAACAUUCAGCAACAGCAGUUUGACAAUACACAGCAACAGCAGCAGUUUGAUAACAUACCGUCACAACAAUUUUUCGCAGAUCAACAAGUUCCACAAAACCAACAAAACUAUUUGGACACUCUCAACUCGUGGCCUCAGCAAGAACAACAACAGUUUUUCAAUAACCAACAACCAAGCCAACAGCCGUUCUUUGAAAAUAAUCAACAACUUUUAGAUAAUCCUACUCAGACUACUCAAGAGCAAAUUUCAAGUAAUCCUCAAUCAUUAAAUGAUCUAAACAAUCCAGAAAGAAAUCAGCAACAGUUUAUUUCUAGCUCUACUGAAAAACAGAUUUAUAAAAACUUUCAACAAGUACAACCACUUUCUCAGUACCAAGUAGGUAAUAACUUUUUAAAUCAACAACAGUCGUCUACGGAACAAGUUCAAUCGGCAUCCAAUCCUCCACAAACCAUAUCUGAAGAACCUCUGACGGUAGCGACAUUAUCCCCCACAGACACGCCAAAACUUAGACAGCGCUUGUCGUAUUACGAUAAAUUACAGUCGACAUCGACCCAAGUACCAGUUGAAGUACCAAGUACUCAAAAUAUCAUUGAAUCCAGUGAAAAACCCAAAGAACGAACGAAGUUGAGGCCAAGGCAGAGAUUAACUACGACGAAAAGACCCACGACCGAGUCUUCAAGCGCUUCAGAAGAAGUGUCCGAGCAGACAGCAGAAACAUCGACCCAAAGGUAUAAUCCUCUGAAAAGACGUCGCCCAGUAACAACUACGACAACUACUGAAACGAUUGAAACUACGAGAAAUCCUUUGAGGUCUAGAACGACACAAGCUAGUAGAUCAGAGUUCGUGCGAUCGAGAUCUAGCAGGAGACCAACCACCACACCGACUACAACAACCACGACGACUACAGAAGCCGCUCCUGUGCAACAGUUCCAAGAAGAAGUACAGCCGACCGUUCAACAAGAUGAACAGAAGAAAAUCGAAGAAGCCGCGUCAUUCUGGAAUGAACCAGUAACCGUACAGCAGAGUCAUGGUUACGAGUUAGAUACAAGGUACACGCAAGCGCCUUCCGGUCCAGACAGCAAGUUUAGUAGUGGAGAACCACCAGCGGACGAAGACUUAUCAAAGGAAAAACACUAUCACAACAGUAGUAAUGACAAAAAAGCCCAUGACCCGAACGUUGAGAAGAAAACACCAGGCCGUCGAGGCCAUUGGGUCAGGGUACGAGUAAAGAAGCCACAAGACAACCUGGACACAGCUGAGUCACAAAACUCUUUAGGCCCCAUUGCAGCGAACGCCAUUCAUGACUUAGUGACAAAACCGACCACUGAGCUCGGAGUCUCAUCAACUUCCGCUCCGGAAAAACUAUCUACGACCACAACUACUACCACAGUUGCACCGACAACCAUAACCGCGUCCGUGACAACUGACAAUAGCCAAAAGCAAUUUUCGAUGACUACCGUUUCUGAUAACGCAGAAGUGGUGAUGACGACAACGGAAGAAGAACGUCCGGCCGAAACUACUCAGACUCCAGAAGCGUCUCCACCUGUGGCCAAAUAUCCGGACGACGAACAAGACGAGGCAUUCCAACGGAACUUGGCUGAUAUGCUGGCCAAAUUCAUCAGUGGUGGUGGUGACGAACCUCGGGCUGAUACCGCAACGGUGUCUACGGCAGCUGAAGAUUCGACAGUUGAUUUAGUUGCUGAGACAGAGUCAACGGAUCCAACCGUCGUCACCGCAGCCGCGGUCACGGAACUGCCUAUCGCACCGGUCACGUCCACCACGACCAAGGUAUCUAUGGAGACUGAAAUAUGCUAUAAGGGUAGGUGCGUGAAGAGCAAAAAGAACAAACAGAUAACCGAUCUGGUGUCUGAGCCAUGAAUAUUAUAAUAAUAUAAAAUACAUUUUAAAUAUCAUGUAAUAUGUACACGCGUAUCUUAAGGUUAUAAUAAUAAUUAAAAGAAUAUGUGAGACGAAGAUGCUUGCUUAUAGCAGGCGUCGGUAAAUAUCGAGUAUAGUAAGAACAGAGUAAAUAAUAAUAAAAAAAUUAUUGCUCUUACAUUCGCCUCCGAGUCUACACAUAAAACCAAAGAUACAAAUGGGAUACAAAUCUGUGCCAACGUCUAGAAAAAAAUAUUUUGUACAUAUUAUUUUUAUACAUAUAUAUUAUUAUACUUUAGUCACAUUUAUAUAAUUUAUUAGUUACGUGUAUGCGUUGAACAAACAUUUAUUUAUAUAAACCUAUCGAAUGCGUCUACUUUUGUCUGUUUCACUUAUGAAACUCAUUUUAUACAACUUAAAACAUAUUUUAUUUAAUUAUUUUUAUUUUGUAAUUGUAUAUAAACAUGUUUUUCUUAUUAAAUAUUUAUUUGGUAAGUGAACCGUUUGCUCUGUCAUAAAAAUACAUAAUGUAUGUAUUAUGUUUGCAUUAAGACAUUGUAAAUUGUAUGUGUAUUGAAUUUAAUUGUAACAUCAUUAUCAUAUAAUUUGAUUAUAUAAUUAUUAAUGUUAAGCAUAAUAUUAUGUAUAUUAUGUAUAGGAACGUAACUACAUAAGAAUUUUUUCUGAAAUCAAUAAACAUCGGAAAAAGGAACUCUUCAGUCGAGAAAUGCCUUAGCUUUAUAAUUUAUAUGUAAUUCGAAUAUUAUUAUAUUUUUACUGUGUACACUGUAAAACAUGUAUGAUUAAAUUAAUUUUCUAUAAAAAUA